Molecule: messenger RNA, 909 nt
Organism: Trypanosoma conorhini
Lineage: Eukaryota; Euglenozoa; Kinetoplastea; Trypanosomatida; Trypanosomatidae
Product: syntaxin
Exons: 1
Coding region: 1-909 (302 amino acids)
Biological process (GO): intracellular protein transport; vesicle fusion; vesicle-mediated transport
Cellular component (GO): SNARE complex; endomembrane system; membrane
Molecular function (GO): SNARE binding; SNAP receptor activity
Source: RefSeq, a predicted model, not a curated record
AUGGCGUCACGUGACCGCACCAACGAGUUUCUGCAGUAUCGUAGCGUUCGGCCACGGCACCCCGACGCGCAGCGGCUGCUGGAUGAGGAGGAGCAGCUGCGCAGCGUCUACGUCACGCCGCUGUGGGUGGAGAAGAUGGACGACGUCCGCGCCAUAGAAAAGAGGAUCCAGGACCAGAUGGAGGUCCUCGAGGGGCUGCGGCGCAACCACCUCAAGAUUGAGUUCAGCUCCGCCCGGGAUGAGGGCGAGGAGGAGGUGCGGAUUGAGCGCGCCCAGAACGUCAUUGAUAGCCUCUUCAAACAGUGUGAGAAGGUCGUCAAGGAGCUGGAAACCGCCUACAUGCGCGACCUCCCGGAUAGUGGCACCGAUGUGGAGCUGAGUAUUCUUCGCAACGUAAAAAUGUGCCUCGUGAAUGAGAUCAACAACAUCAGCAAGGUUUACCGCGAGCGGCAGCGGCGGUACAUGAUGGAUGUGAAGAAGCAGCAGGCGGUGGCCCAGCGGUGGGCGGGCGGCGAGCAUCAACGCGUCAUUGAGCAGCAGCUGGAAGCGGACGCCGUGAUGGAUCAAUAUCUUCAGAAGGGCAUGACACAAGAGCAGGUGGAGACCAUUUUGCUGAACCAUCAUAUGGUGGAUGAGCGGGUAAAGGAGUUUGACAGGAUAUAUGCGUCAAUCAAGUCCUUGCAUGACAUGUUUAAAGACAUGAACACCCUUGUCAUUGAACAGGGUGCCGUCAUUGACCGCAUAGACUACAAUAUGACGAUUACACACGCGCGCGUGCAAAAAGCUAGGGCGGAGCUGCAAAAAGCCGCCGAAUAUCAACAAGCAGGGGGUUUCAAAAUUUGUGUCUUGUUUCUAGUUAUUCUUAUCAUUGGCCUGCUGCUUGCCCUGCUCGUGAAGGCGAUGGUUUGA